CUACUUCUGCAGAGCGAAGAGAGAUCCCCCCAGAGCUCCAGUUACUGAGGACACAGUACCAUACGUGUUUUCAAAGUUCUGUCUAUCUACUUCUGUCUUUCUGGAUCAUCCACUCUAAGCUUCUCCAACAUGCAGGACCGCCAACACUACUUCAUGAAAGCCUUCACAUGGUUCCUGGUGUUCCUGGUGCUCGGUCCGCAGGCGUCUGCCAGCCCUGUUCCGUCUGUGGAUGUCCCACCCAGCUCUGGUCAUCUCCAGCCUGAAGGUCAGAGGGCACUGAAGCGGAUGGCUCGUAUGACCCCUUUGUGGAGGACCAUGGGUACUAAACCCUACGGGGCGUACUGUCUUAACAACUAUGAGUGCUCCACUGGGAUCUGCAGGGGUGGCCACUGCAUGUUCAGCCAACCCAUCAAGUCCUAGAAGAGAAGAUGGAGGAACGCUCCCAACAUUUUUCCCAAUCUGUUCUCCAUGGACAUACCCUCCCUCUCCUCUACAUAGCCAAACAUGCAGACAUUAUGUGGCUUGACAUCUAUCUAUGCAAAACAACCUCUGUAUUCAUAAUGUAUAGCUGAAGUAUGAGAGGGGUUAACAUAUCUUAAAUGUAGGGUUAAGGUACCUAAAAUAUAUAUAUAUUCCUGAAGAUUUUGCUUAGGCAAAGGGGAUUGCUAUAUUUUACUCUAUCUUUCUGACUUUACCAAAGUAAGCAGAUGACAUGAUGAUAAGGGUAAGAUUUAGCCUAAUAUUACAGGUUAAAGCAGAUGACAUGAUGAUAAGGUUAAGAUUUAGCCUAAUAUUAUAGGUUAAAGCAGAUGACAUGAUGAUAAGGGUAAGAUUUAGCCUAAUAUUACAGGUUAAAGCAGAUGACAUGAUGAUAAGGGUAAGAUUUAGCCUAAUAUUAUAGGUUAAAGCAGAUGACAUGAUGAUAAGGGUAAGAUUUAACCUAAUAUUACAGGUUAAAGCAUCUUUAACAAACCCCUUAUUGAGAUGUUCCUAAGAAUGUAUCGUCCUUUAGGAUUUUCCUUAGGCAAAGGGUUGGGUUACGUUUUUAGGGAAAAUAAUUCUAAAAGGGUUCUUCGGGUGUCUCCGUAGGAGAACCCUUUCUGGUUUCAGGUAGAAAGGGUUCUCCUAUGAGGACAGCCAAAUAACCCUUCUGGGUUCUAGAUAACGCUUUUUUUGUUCUACGAGUGAAGAUGUGAUAUUGAAUGCUAGCUUUUGGACCGUACCAAGGGGAACAGCAUGUACAUGUGACAGACACAUGGAUUUUGAGUUAUAAGGUUUUCAAUAUUCUACUAAUAUUUCAUACAGGGUGCUGGCCAGAGAUAAAACAGUAGCUAGGCGCCUAAACAUAGUCAUUCAAAGUGCUUCACCAGAUGUUAACAGUCAACACACUCACAUUCAAAGUAAUGGUGACUAUAUUCGCUUUGCCAUCGAGGAAUUUAUCCUCCAACUACAUCUGUCGUGCAGUAUCUGUUCCAUCGGAUUAGAUGACGUGGCCUUUAAAAAACAAAUCUGAAUCAGAUACAUUUCAUGGUACAUAUCAUACUUUGAUCAUACUUGAUAGUGACGUGGAGAGAGAUAGGGCAAUGUCAUAACGUCAGACUUUGGAACUUUGUGUUCCGGGUAAAAAAUUAUACAACAAAAAAAAGAGAGAGAAAAAGGGGAAAGGGAGAACAAGAGAGAGAGAGAGAGAGAGAGAGAGAGAGAGAGAGAGAGAGAGAGAGAGACCGUAGUGUCAUUGAACCAGAGGUAGAGGGGGAGAGGAAGAGAUAGAUAGAUAGAUAGAUAGAUAGAGAGUGAGUGAGAGUGAGAACAGACAUGGAGCAAUGGUUAUGUGUAAUGAUUGACCUCACCUUUGACCUCUCGGCCAGAUGUUUUAUGCAUAUAGAGAUGUACUAGAGAGCUCGUCUCCUGUCUUUGCAAUGGCCUUUGGUCCAAGUGCUCUCUAUCCAACUUCAUGUUUAUGCAUGCUCACUUUUUUCUACUUUUAUAUAUAGAAACAUAUUUAAAUCGUUUUCGUAUAUGUAUUUACUUUAUGUAUGUAAUUAAACAAGUAUUUAUAUCGUAGUCAGUAUUUUGUGAGAUUACAACUAGUCUCAAGGUUGGGAAUUAUGUUUAAGCCUGUGGUCUGAUGAACAGCAUCAAAAUGAUAUAUUUUUUAUUAAGAUAUCUUAUUUAUACCAUUCGUUAUCAUUCGUACUCAUUUGAACAAAAUGUCAUUAAAAAUAUCCUAUUCAUUGUAUUAUACUUCCUCAAACUACGUGGUUGCCAUAGAUACCAACGUAUAUCAAUCUCCUCUGGUCACAAAACAAUGUGCAAUACUAAAUAAAGAGUAAAUAAAUUACCCCUGAGGCAGA
This is a messenger RNA of Oncorhynchus kisutch (coho salmon), 2354 nucleotides long. Its product is annotated as liver-expressed antimicrobial peptide 2-like. The record is from RefSeq and is a predicted model, not a curated record. The transcript has 3 exons. The coding region runs from base 130 to 420 and encodes 96 amino acids. Gene Ontology annotation, biological process: defense response to bacterium; antimicrobial humoral immune response mediated by antimicrobial peptide. NCBI's taxonomy places the organism in Eukaryota, Metazoa, Chordata, Actinopteri, Salmoniformes, Salmonidae.